Dromaius novaehollandiae (emu) is the source of this 1198-nucleotide messenger RNA. Its product is annotated as oxidative stress-responsive serine-rich protein 1. Gene Ontology annotation, biological process: cellular response to hydrogen peroxide. The record is from RefSeq and is a predicted model, not a curated record. NCBI's taxonomy places the organism in Eukaryota, Metazoa, Chordata, Aves, Casuariiformes, Dromaiidae. The coding region runs from base 188 to 1072 and encodes 294 amino acids. The transcript is spliced from 4 exons.
CCUUCUCUUCCGAGCGCGCACGCGUGCGCGGGCCUGUCCCCGCCCGGCCGCCGUCGCUUCCUCCUGGGCGGCUGUUUCUCAUCCGGGUUACGCGCGGCGGCGGCGGCAGUGGGACGCGGUGGGGCUGUGCCCGCCGGGCCGAGCGCGCAGUAUAUGGUAACUCUGUCAGCUUUUGACCAUCCCAAUAAUGAAAACAGAAGCUAAGGAUGGAGAAGAGGAAAGCCUGCAGACAGCUUUCAAAAAGCUAAGAGUUGACACAGCUGGGUUUAUUGCUUCUCUCUCUGUGGGUGAAGGGACGAGUCCAAGAGCAUUAGUUCGAACAGCUGCAGAGGAAGCCAAACCUAAGAAUGUGUGUAGUUCUAAGGAAACCUGGCAUGGGUCUGUGAAGAAGCCUUCAAGAGGAGCUGUGAGAACCCAGCGUCGCAGGCGUUCCAAGUCUCCAAUUCUUCAUCCUCCAAAGUUUAUCCAUUGCAGCACAAAAUCACAUUCCACAUGCAACCAACUGGUACGCAAAAGCCAGAUUGAUGCCCCAGAUGACAGCACUGGGUUUGGGAUGCCAGCCCCAAAGGCGACUUGUGCACAUGAACGAUGCCAUAUAGCUCCUGACCUUGAUCAGAAGGGAGCUGAUGUUGAGUCUUUGGGAGCUUCUGUUACAGAGUUGGUGUCAGAGAACAAAUCGGAAGAGUCUCCUGCUGCCAUUUCUCUGGUGUCCAAAGCAGGCCUAAAGACUACGGAGCUUUCUGACUUUCAAUCUGUGUCUAAGCUAAACACAAAUAAGCCAUGUUCAUGUGCAGAUAAGGCCUGUGAGUGUAAACGAUGGCAAGAUAUGGAAGUGUACAAAUUCUCUGGCUUGCAGAAUGCCCUCCCAUUGGCACCUGAUAGAAGAACAGUUGCUGAGGACCUUUCCCAGCCUUUGCCAUCAAGAACUCCCUCAAGUUCUCCACGCUCUUGCUCUGAGCAAGCCAGGGCCUUUGUGGAUGAUGUGACUAUUGAAGAUCUUUCAGGCUACAUGGAAUAUUACUUGUAUAUUCCAAAGAAAAUGUCUCACAUGGCAGAAAUGAUGUACACCUGACAGCAAUGAGCACUAAAAACACAGAAGGGCGUGUGGUUUAACUCUGCCCUCUGUCACGUCCAUGCAAGAUGGAACCCACUCCCUGCUCACUGUGCUUGCAAUAAAAACACUUCCUUUGCAUCUUAA